CCCACCCCAGCCCGUCACCUGACGUUCCUGCUGGCGGGUUAAGUCUUCCCUUUCACUUCGUUUCAGGGCAAGGCUAUCAGGUCCUGGUCUUUGAUUUCACGUAAUGCUGAAUGCACUAAAAUCUCAUCGGUACUGGUGUCUGUGCUCCUGAUAAUGCGCACAGCGUGUUCAUUCCUGUCUAAUAUCAAACAUGGAAGCAAAGAGGCAAAAACGGAUUGUGAUUGCCGGCGCGGGUCUUGGAGGGCUUGCUGCAGCAUGCCGACUUGCUCGCAAUGGGCAUAACGUUCAACUUUACGAAAGGUCAAAGUCACUCUCGACAGCCAGUGGUGCCAUCUUUGUUAGAUCUAACGCUGUGCGAUGUUUUUACCGUUGGCAGCUGGGUGAAGCCCUCGAGGCCGUGACGGCUCCGAUUCGAAAUCAUCAAACACGUAAUGCAUUUACUAACAAGCUCUUGCAUCUUGCGCAAAGCACCCCAGCCUAUCCUGAGUGGUCGACCGAUCGUCAAGCACUGCAGACUGUUCUCUACGACCAAGCUUGCAAGGCCGGAGCGAUUGUACAUUUUGGGAAUGAGAUUAUCGAUAUUUCCGAGGACGAUUGCCAUGCGUAUGCGACUUGCAAAGACGGCACCAAGGUCACUGCAGACCUACUCCUAGCAGCCGAUGGGAUAUCCUCACGCUUACGCCCUAAAAUUCUUGUGGAUCACGACCCAGCCUCCCUGACUCCGACGCGAGUGCCAUCUACACACUACCCAGCAGAGAUUCCUGAAGCCAUCCUUGCUUCUAGCGAAUUGACCAGGUCCAUAUGCAUGAAACCAGACUCCGAAGAUAGCCUAAUGUGGGCUGGCGAGGGUGGCUAUGCCAUUGGCAAGUACAAUCAUGCACGACGCCUCUUUAACAUAAUGUUCUCCGUUCAACACGAUUUAGACGGCGAAGAUAGAGCCCAAAACCUAUUCGAUCAGACGGGAGAUGUGAGGUUUAUUAGAAACUUCUUUGCACCAUGCCACCCUAUCUUGCGCACCAUUGCUCACAUGACAGAUUCAUGCUCCCAGUGGCGCUUAGCUAGACUUGAGCCGCUGGAUACAUGGUCGAGUCCUGGGCGGAGAUUGGUGUUGCUAGGAGACUCGGCACAUGCCAUGCUGCCGAAUUUGGCACAGGGUUUCAGUUCUAUCAUUGAAGAUAUUGAUGUACUGUCCUUGCUGCUUGAGACCAGAUACGGGACGUCAGACAUCACUGAAAUGUGGGAGAAACUUCGUAUCCCACGUGUGAAAAAACUACAGGAUGCGUCGACAUGGAACUAUCAGUUGUACAACUCUGGUAAGGCGCCAGGAGACGAGUUGACAAGCGAGGAAAGAAACAGGCAUACAGGUGACGGCAAUAGAGAUGCGCCGUUUAACACUCUAGCCUUUACUAAGUGGAUCUUAGACUAUGAUGCAGCUGAAGAGACUAGAAAGUUCAUAGAAUAUAGAGCUAAGAUUUAACUUUACUUUUUUAUAUAUAUAAGAGCCAGUUAUCGGCAUAGUAGAAUUCUUGUUCAAGUUACUGGCAUAGUAGAGCGGGUUUUGGAAUUUACUGACAUAGUAGAGCUCUACUAAGCCAGUAAAUACCAAAGGCAUUUCCUAAUUAGGCAACGACUCUGUGAUAG
Molecule: messenger RNA, 1641 nt
Organism: Talaromyces proteolyticus
Lineage: Eukaryota; Fungi; Ascomycota; Eurotiomycetes; Eurotiales; Trichocomaceae
Exons: 2
Coding region: 191-1477 (428 amino acids)
Biological process (GO): secondary metabolite biosynthetic process
Molecular function (GO): monooxygenase activity; FAD binding
Source: RefSeq, a predicted model, not a curated record